GGAGCGGAGCGCGCAGCCGGACGGGCGGCGCGGGGCCGGCCAGCCCCCGGCAGCCUCCUGACACCCUCCGAGAGAGCCGGUGAGCACCCCCCGGGGCCCCCCGAGCAGCUCGGACAGCGUCCCCGAGCAUCCCGGCAGCGUCGCUCCAGCAUCCCGGGAGCAUCCUCCAAGUAUCUCGGUGAGCAAACGACGAGCGACCCCCGAGCACCCGCGUACUUCCCGGGCAGCAGAACGAAGAUCAUCCCCCCGGCAUCCCUCGAGUACCUCGGAGCUUCCUGACGCAGCCGGACAUCACCACUUCCCCAUGGCAGCCACGGCUCCAGCAUGAACUGUGGGCUGCCUGAGCCUGCCUUCCACCUGCCCUGAGCCCCCCGCACCAGUGCUGCUGGCAGGGAGUCCCAUCCCCGACCAUGGAGAAGACCUACUCAUUGACAGCACACUACGAUGAGUUUCAGGAAGUGAAGUACGUGAGCAAGUACCAGAGUGGGACCCUGCCCAAUGGCUUUGCCCUCCAGCUGGGCGCAGGGGCCAAGAAGCGCCGUGGGGGGCUGCCACGCUGGAGCCGCCGGGAGGUCUGUCUGCUCUCAGGGCUGGUCUUUGCUGCGGGGCUCUGCGUCAUCUUGACGUGCAUGUUGGUCCUCAAGUACCUGGCGGCCGAAGGGGACAGCUACUGCCUGGAGGGGUGCCAGGAGAAGAAGGCCUUCCUGAGGGCAUCCCGCUUCCUGAGCGCCAACAUGGAUGGGGGGGGGGGGGGGGGGGGGGGGGGGGGGGGGGGGGGGGGGGGGGGGGGGGGGCAGGACUUCUACUCCUUUGCCUGGGGUGGCUGGCUCCGGCGACACGGCAUCCCCGAGGACAAGCUGGUGUACGGCACCAUCGGGGCCAUCGCCGAGCAGAAUGAGGCCAAGCUGCGGGCGCUGCUGAGCCGCCCCGUGCGGCGCCGAGCCCGCGCCUCGGCAGAGAGGAAGGUCAAGGAGUUCUUCCGCUCGUGCCUGGACCGGGCUGAGAUCGAUCGGCUCGGCCCCCGGCCCAUGCUGGAGGUCAUUGGGGAGUGCGGUGGCUGGGAUGCCCCUCCGGACCGCAGGGACAUCAACGAGCUGCUCUACAAGACUCAGGGGGUCUACAGUGCUGCCGUGCUCUUCUCCCUCACCGUCAGCCUGGACGAGAGGAACACUUCCCGCUACGUCAUCCGGAUCGACCAGGACGGGCUGACCCUGCCCGAACGGACCCUCUACCUCGGGCAGGAUGAGGAGAGCGAGAAGAUCCUGGCUGCAUACCGAGUGUUCAUGGAGCGACUGCUCACCCUCCUGGGGGCUGAGCACGUGGAGCAGAAAGCCCAGGAGAUCCUGCAGCUGGAGCAGCACCUCGCCAAUAUUACAGUGUCCGAGUAUGAUGAUGUGCGAAGGGACGUCGGCAGCAUGUACCACAAAGUGACCCUGGCUGAGCUGCAGCGCAUCACCCCCACGCUCAAGUGGAAGCGCUUGCUGGACCGCAUCUUCCACGACAACUUCUCGGAGCAGGAGGAGGUGGUGCUGCUGGCCACCGACUACAUGCACAGGGUGUCCGACCUCAUCCGUGUGACACCCAGCAGGAUCCUUCACAACUACAUGCUGUGGCGCAUCGUGGUGGUGCUGAGCGAGCACCUCUCCACCCCCUUCCGCGAUGCCAUCCACGAGCUCUCCAAGGAGAUGGAGGGCAAUGAGAAGCAGCUCGAGCCGGGUAAGAUCUGCCUGAGCCAGGCCAACAAGCACUUUGGCAUGGCCCUGGGAGCCCUCUUCGUUGAGGAGCACUUCUCCUCUGCCAGCAAAGCCAAGGUGCAGCAGCUGGUGGAGGACAUCAAAUACAUCCUUGACCAGCGCCUGGAUGAGCUGGACUGGAUGGACGAGGAAACACGUAGAGCAGCCAGGGCCAAGCUCCGGUAUAUGAUGGUGAUGAUCGGGUACCCCGAUUUCCUCCUGAAGCCAGAGGCCAUCGACAAGGAAUAUGAGUUUGAGGUGGAUGAGAAGACCUACUUCAAGAACAUCCUCAACAGCAUCGCCUUCAGCAUCAGGCUCUCGGUGAAGAAGAUCCGGCAGGAGGUGGACAAGUCUGUGUGGCUGCUGCCUCCCCAGGCACUGAACGCCUACUACCUGCCCAACAAGAACCAGAUGGUGUUCCCUGCUGGCAUCCUGCAGCCCACCCUCUAUGACCCCGAGUUCCCGCAGUCACUGAACUAUGGUGGGAUUGGCACCAUCAUUGGGCACGAGCUGACCCAUGGCUACGAUGACUGGGGGGGACAGUACGACCGGCAUGGGAACCUGGUGCACUGGUGGACGGAGCGGUCGUACAGCAAGUUCCUGAAGAAGGCGCAGUGCAUCGUCAACCUCUACGACAACUUCACUGUCUACAACCAGAGGGUGAAUGGCAAACACACCCUGGGGGAGAACAUCGCUGACAUGGGGGGGCUCAAACUCGCCUACUACGCCUACCAGAAGUGGGUGCGGGAGCACGGCCCUGAGCACCCCCUGCACCACAUGAAAUACACACACGACCAGCUCUUCUUCAUCGCUUUUGCCCAGAACUGGUGCAUCAAGCGGCGAUCCCAGUCCAUCUACCUGCAGGUGCUGACAGACAAGCACGCCCCGGAGCACUACAGGGUCCUGGGCAGUGUCUCGCAGUUUGAGGAAUUUGGACGUGUCUUCCACUGCCCCAAGAACUCGCCCAUGAACCCGGUGCACAAGUGCUCGGUGUGGUGAGGCCGAUGCCCCUCCAGGAGCAGGCUGGGACCCUCCAUCCCCACCCCUGUGACACCCUGUGCCCACUCCCCAACUUCCCAUCUCCCCUUCCUAUUCUCCAGGUAAAGGGGGUGCCCUCAGGUGUCACAGGGGGUCGCCCCAAAGGCAGGAACCUGCCAUAGGGGUGUAGGCAGCAGAGACACUUGGGUUGGGCAGCUGCCUCCUGCCCAUCCCCCUCCUACCCACUGCCCUGCACACUGAGGGGUCCUCAUUCCCCAUGGAGGAACAAGGGCAUGCCCAGGCACACCUGUACCCCCUUUUCUGUCUAUCCAGCCCAAACCCUUCACCCAGCCCUACCACAUCCAUCCCAGUGUCACUCAAAGCAGGGAGAGGACUCCAAAAUUUCCAUGGGGGUGCCCCAUGCCAAAAGCCUCCCCUGCAUGGUGCCCUCCCUGGCAUUCCCCAUGCCAGUCUCCUCCUGUCCAUGCACCAGCCCUGCCAGGGUAGGGCACAGCGGCAGAGCCAGGGCUGGGCAAUGCCAGCCUGCCUGGGAGCGUGGGCACACGGACAUUGCUGUACUUUUCGCUGAUGUUUCUGGUCAA
Messenger RNA from Poecile atricapillus (Black-capped chickadee), 3313 nucleotides. RefSeq names its product endothelin converting enzyme like 1 (gene ECEL1). Gene Ontology annotation, biological process: protein processing. Gene Ontology annotation, molecular function: metalloendopeptidase activity. The record is from RefSeq and is a predicted model, not a curated record. Bases 411 to 2732 code for a protein of 773 amino acids. The transcript has 18 exons. Gene Ontology annotation, cellular component: plasma membrane. Lineage: Eukaryota; Metazoa; Chordata; Aves; Passeriformes; Paridae.